Molecule: messenger RNA, 4332 nt
Organism: Diprion similis
Lineage: Eukaryota; Metazoa; Arthropoda; Insecta; Hymenoptera; Diprionidae
Gene: Utx
Product: histone demethylase UTY
Exons: 16
Coding region: 90-4178 (1362 amino acids)
Biological process (GO): regulation of gene expression
Cellular component (GO): MLL3/4 complex
Molecular function (GO): protein binding; histone H3K27me2/H3K27me3 demethylase activity; RNA polymerase II cis-regulatory region sequence-specific DNA binding
Source: RefSeq, a predicted model, not a curated record
UAGAUAAAUAAUUGUACAAAGAGAAACGCAGUUGACAGCGAAUCAGUGGGAUUGUAGGUGUGUAAUAAGUAAUUGUGAAGUGCAAUAAAAUGGCCCAAGAGACAGACGAUAUUAAUCUGACUCCACAGGAACUGCAGAUCCUAUCGGAGCUCGACAGUCGGCAAUUUGGUUUUCUGAAACUGAACUCGCCGGAACAAUCCAAGAAGAAGGCUUUGGUCGUGAGAGCGAUAAAAUACCUUGAGAGGAUGCUGUCGCAAGCGCAGGCCCAGAAACAGAGAAGAAGAGCUGCUGAUAGUACCGAGGUGAAAUCGAGCAUAAAUUCAGAUGAGCUUAAGGAUGACGAUGACGAAAAAGGGAUCAGUAUCGAUCCCAAAACUUACUGCAAGUUGGGCCAUUUUCACUUGCUGCUUGAAGAUUACACCAAAGCGAUGUCUGCCUACCAAAAGUUCUACGCUCUGAAAACCGACUACUGGAAGGACACGUCGUUUCUUUAUGGACAGGGGCUUGUGUAUUUUCACUUCAAUGCAUUCCAGUGGGCAAUAAAAGCAUUUCAACAAGUAUUAUGGGUGGAACCAGGUUUCUCAAGGGCUUGCGAGGUUCAUUUACGGCUUGGAUUAAUGCUCAAGAUAAACGCUGACUUUGAAGCAGCCCUGAAACAUCUCACUCUAGCUCUAAUCGACGCCACAACACCCGCAUCAUUUUCCAAACUCGAGAUAAAAUUUCACAUCGCUCACUUGUACGAGGUCCAAGGAAAGUAUCGACUAGCCAAAGAGCACUACGAGGGUCUCCUCAAGGAGAAGGCCUUACCCUCGCACUUGCAGGCUGAUAUAUGCCGACAAUUAGGAUGGAUGUACCACGUGAUUGACUGUUCGAUACUCGGUGUUACCAGACAGCAAAAGCAGACGAUAGCGAUAAAGUGUUUACAACAAUCAAUCGAAGCUGAACCAAAGAGUGGUCAGAGUUUGUAUCUUUUGGGCAGGUGUUUAGCCGCCUCUGGAAAAGUUCACGACGCUUUUAUAGCUUACAGAAAUUCGGUGGAAAAAUCUGAGGGCAAUGCGGAUACAUGGUGCAGCAUAGGGGUUCUUUAUCAACAGCAGAAUCAGCCUAUGGACGCACUUCAGGCUUACAUAUGUGCUGUACAGUUGGAUAAAUCACAUUCGGCUGCUUGGACUAAUCUUGGUAUACUUUACGAAAGUGUUAGCCAACCGAAAGACGCCCUCGCCUGUUACGUGAACGCGUCGAGGGGAAACAACAACACACCAAGCGCUGCAAUUCCUCUCGCAGGUAUUGCUGGCGCCAAAAAGGGUAACGGUGGCACACCGAUGAACCCGUCCCUACAACACCGUAUUACAUUUCUUCAGAAUCAUCUAAGCCAGGCACCGAUGCCUUCCAUCGCCACCAAGAGGCGGCAGCUGCCAUCCAUCGAGGAAGCUUGGAACUUGCCAAUCAGUGCUGAAAUGUCAAGUAGGCAACAACAGCAGCAACAAACGCAGGGCGGUGUCGGCUACAAGUACAAUUCGACACCGCCAGGUCCUCCGCCUCCGUAUCCUCAAGGACAGGGACAGAAUAUCAACACAAAACGAUUCAAACCUGGAGAAGAGCCGAUAUCGCCAGGAGCUCAGCAGCGACCACCUCCGUUUUACCUGUCGUCGCAACAGCUUCAGAUGCUCCAUUUUCUCCAGCAGAAUCACGGUAGCCUAACGCCUCAGCAGCAGGGUUUGCUAGCUCAGCUGCAACACUCGUACAGAGCAAUGCAGCAGCAUCAACAACACAGCAGAUUGCAACAGCAACAGGCUGCGCAGCGUGGACUCAGACCUGGGCAACCUGGUUAUCCAACAGUUUACGCUCACGCACCGCCCGGUCAGCCUGGAGUUGUAAAAAAUUACGGAAUCCCACAGCAGCCGCAAGGAGGAACGGUCGCCCUUCAGACCGGUUUUUCGGAUUCUAACAUCGGCUACAAUGCGGCGGCAACUGGAAACGCUCAACAAUCACCAGGCAUGCCUUAUAAAUCAGCCUCAGACCCAAAUUACCCUCAACGCCAGGUUCCGGGCAGCGGGCAGUUCAAUCAGUAUCAGUCUAAUCAGUACGCAGCUCAGGGUUACACUCAGAUAUCGUCCACGACUAACAGUUAUCCCGAGGGAUCGGCAGGCAACAAGGAUCUCGGUGUCACAGAUCAGGAACUUCAGGCUCUUCUCUCUCAGAAAGAUAUCGCUACUUCUCUAGCUGAGGAUCUUCUGAAGCACUUUGGUUCCGAGGAUCUUGACGUAAAGGAGGAUCCAACUACGAUCACAAACAAUGGUAUAUCCGGGACGCUGAGUUCUGGACCGUUUUCACCCUCGAAUAUAGACGAAGCAACGAGCGAAAAGGUGAAAGACAUAAAGAUAGAAAAAAUGGAUGAUUCUCAUCCGCCGGCGACGGUAUUAGCAUCGUCACGACUCGAAGGUCCUUUACAAAAGCUCGAUAGCAAAUCAUCGCCAACGGUAGAAACGAUAAAAUGCGAGGCCACAUCCAGCACCAACAAAAUUGAACCUCACAUCAGAGUUGAACCCGUCCUCAAACUCGAAAGCCUCUGUGAAACCCAACCGGAGAACGAACUUAGCAUAGAUAUGGACGCAAAAUCUAUUCUGGAAAGUUCUAAAGGUCAAGGUCUGAAAGGCGUUCCCAAUUGCUCGAUACUCAGUGACAAAUCUCCGCCACCGGCGCCUCCGGAUCCACCAACGCAGCGUCUGACUAGAGAGCAGCUUUUGCCACAGGCGCCAAGCGUGUAUCUGGAAAACAAGAAGGACGCUUUCAGCCCGCAGCUCCAGGAGUUCUGCUUGAAGCACCCGAUAGCCGUGAUCCGAGGGCUUGCCGCCGCCCUGAAACUGGACCUCGGCCUCUUCUCAACAAAGACGUUAGUCGAGGCAAAUCCUGACCACGGGAUCGAGGUCAGGACGCAGCUGCAACAGACGAGCGACGAGAAUUGGGAUCCGGUCAUGUCGCGGAAGGUCUGGGGCUGCAUAAGCCACCGAAGCCACACGACGAUAGCGAAAUACGCGCAGUACCAGGCCUCCAGUUUUCAGGACAGUCUGAAGGAGGAGAGGGAGAAAUCGCAGGGCGUUCACACCGCUAAUUUGUCCGACUCCGAUUCGAAGGACAGCACCGGUGUCGUCAGGAGGAAAAAAAAUGUUUUUGGAUUAAUGGGAAAACCAGGAUCCAAGAUGCUCAGGUUUGGCACCAACGUCGAUCUUUCCGACGAAAGGAAGUGGCGGACUCAGCUUCAGGAACUCAUGAAGCUCCCUGCCUUCGCCAGGGUCGUUUCUGCCGGAAAUAUGCUCAGUCAUGUCGGACAUGUCAUUCUUGGAAUGAACACCGUUCAGCUUUACAUGAAGGUGCCGGGAAGUCGAACGCCGGGACAUCAAGAGAACAACAACUUUUGUUCAAUCAACAUAAACAUCGGCCCAGGUGACUGCGAAUGGUUUGCAGUGCCGGACGCUUAUUGGGGCGUAAUAUGCACUCUCUGCGAAAGAAAUAACAUCAAUUAUUUGCACGGGAGCUGGUGGCCUUCUCUGGAAGAUCUUCAAGAAGAAAAUAUCCCUGUUUAUCGGUUCUUGCAAAGACCUGGCGACCUCGUUUGGGUCAAUGCUGGAUGUGUUCAUUGGGUCCAAGCGGUCGGCUGGUGCAACAAUAUCGCUUGGAACGUCGGUCCUCUCACAGCGCGCCAAUAUCAUCUGGCGAUAGAGAGAUAUGAGUGGAACAAACUUCAGUCAUUCAAAUCCAUAGUCCCCAUGGUUCACUUGUCAUGGAACUUGGCGAGGAAUAUCAAAGUCUCGGAUCCCCGACUGUUUGAGCUUAUAAAAAACUGCCUUCUCAGAACGAUGAGGCAGUGCUGCUUGAUACUGGAAUUCGUAAAGAGCAAAGGGGUCGAGGUCAGGUUUCACGGCAGGGGGAAAAACGAGGCGUCUCAUUACUGCGGACAGUGCGAGAUCGAAGUAUUCAACAUACUCUUCAUUCGUGAGCAAGAAAAAAGACACGUCGUCCACUGCAUGGACUGCGCGCGUAAGCAGGCACCUUCGCUGGAAGGUUUCGUGUGCCUAGAAGAAUACAGAAUGUCUGAUCUGAUGGAGGUUUACGAUGGUUUCACGAUCCAUCCUUCGCCUGCGCCGCCAAUAUCGACUCAGACGAGUCAAUCCUCUUGAGGUUACACUGAGUGCAGGUACUUGGAUUACCUGGACACGCUGUAGUAUUAGUGCCGCCCCCCCCCCCCCCCCCCCCUGUUCUGUGUUUUACCUUUAUCGCGUUUAUUCUUUUAUAUUGUUUUUAACAUUUUUUUUUGUUAAUGUAGAUACACGC